This is a messenger RNA of Perkinsus marinus ATCC 50983, 1456 nucleotides long. RefSeq lists its product as hypothetical. Bases 1 to 1272 code for a protein of 423 amino acids. Gene Ontology annotation, cellular component: membrane. The transcript has 5 exons. The record is from RefSeq and is a predicted model, not a curated record. Gene Ontology annotation, biological process: copper ion transmembrane transport. Gene Ontology annotation, molecular function: copper ion transmembrane transporter activity. Lineage: Eukaryota; Perkinsozoa; Perkinsida; Perkinsidae.
AUGAUGCUCAUCAAUGGGAUUCUGUGGUUGGUGUACGAUGUUUGGAUGCUCCAAGACCAUUACAGUAAUGGUCGAGAGAUAUUUGAUGAUACACUGACACUACACAUUGACCAGGGAGCAUUCCUAUUGCUUGUAUUACCUCCUGGAGACUCCAACUUGUAUUAUGAGGAUGGUCUCACUGACAAACAGGUACCAUUGAAUAUACCUCUAUUAGAUGAUUGUGAUGAUGUCAAGAAUGAGGGCGGCGGCGGCAAGAGCGGGAUGAGAGUAGUUGUAUUGAUGGGCAAUACUCUCAGAGGUUUCAUUGGCACCACUCCAUCGGUUAGACCUCUCCCUCAUGUUGUACGUAUGAAGACGACUGAGUCCAACAACCCUGCUAGACUGGUAUUUGGACGAAUGUUUUUGCUACCACCUGAUUAUAGGAGUCCUCUUCUCAACGACUCUGUCACUUUCAAACAAUGGGCACAGGCAGGUAUGAUGCCAGAUGAUAACGAUUCGGAUGAGGUAGCCUUUUCCAAGAGGAGAUUAGCUGCAGAAUGCAAGGCUGGGGAGAUAUUUUGUUGGAUGCAAUGUAUGGCUAAUACCUGUGAUAAUGAUAAUGAGAUGCCUGUAUGUUGGGAUAAAGCAACCAAUGCGUUAUGUCCUACAAAUGAUGGUAUUCAUCAUAAGACUUGUGGCGUUGAAUGUGCACUGAAACCAGCUGGUGGUAAUGUUGGGUCUCCUGUGUCGCCUACUCCUGAUCCCAAUGCUUUCUGUACUGGCUCUACGGCUAUGUUCAUGGAUGGAUUCAAUUGGAUGAGGGGUCCUACUACACAGUGUGUUAUUCUCUUUACCUCCUCUUGGGUACUUGAUACAGCAUGGAAGUUCGCCCUUGGAUGUAUUGGCGUAGUAUUCCUAGGUAUGCUCGUAGAAGGUAUCUUAUGGGCUAGGCGCCGUUAUCUCCACAAUAUCACUCAUACAUGGCUCCAUGCCAUUGUCGGCUCUCUUGCUUUCGGGUUGAGCAUAUCAAUAGCAUAUCUCGCUAUGUUAGUAGUCAUGACUUACAGUUGCGAGCUAUUCCUUUGUCUAUGUGCUGGUCUAGUGAUUGGGCAUUUUAUAUUCGGUAAUGUGAGGGUGAGGAUAGGAGAAGCUCCCGAACCUUGUUGCGGUGAUACCAUUAGUGUAGCUAAUGGUACGUCUUCUGAGACGGAAAGGUAUCAUCCGAACACAAGUGCUAAGAGAACUCUUGUUCGAAAAGAUGGGUGUUGCGAUACACCAGAGUAUGGGAAGUAAUGGAUGGAGCAGUGGAUGGUACACCGGAAUUGCGAUAGUAGUGUUGUAAUGGUUUUCGGAUGGAUACUUGUAAUAAGCCUUCACUUUUUCUGCGCUUCAUGUAACAGGACGAAUGGAGCCAAAAAGUCUUUUGUAGUUUGAGUUUAAUAAUCGAUUUUCAGUCACGGGUAUCACAAUGGACUAC